Messenger RNA from Plodia interpunctella (Indianmeal moth), 1319 nucleotides. RefSeq names its product V-type proton ATPase 16 kDa proteolipid subunit c (gene VATPc). Gene Ontology annotation, cellular component: proton-transporting V-type ATPase, V0 domain; membrane. NCBI's taxonomy places the organism in Eukaryota, Metazoa, Arthropoda, Insecta, Lepidoptera, Pyralidae. Bases 183 to 647 code for a protein of 154 amino acids. Gene Ontology annotation, molecular function: proton-transporting ATPase activity, rotational mechanism. The record is from RefSeq and is a predicted model, not a curated record. The transcript is spliced from 3 exons. Gene Ontology annotation, biological process: proton transmembrane transport.
ACUCGGGUCAUAUUGAGCACUGCCUUGGAUAUCAAUCGUCAUAUGACCUAUUCUGUCGAGUUUGCAAAGCUUGGGCCAUAUUAGUCUGCGCCAAAGUAGUUUCGUGGAGUGAGCGUGUGCAGAUAGUCCUUAGCUAUCACAUUGUUUCGGGACCUGUAAAUACUCCCAUCAAAUAAUACAAAAUGUCGAGUACACACCCGGCUUACUCUCCCUUCUUUGGAGUUAUGGGAGCGGCUUCAGCUAUAAUCUUCAGCGCAUUGGGAGCUGCGUAUGGAACAGCUAAGUCAGGAACGGGUAUCGCAGCCAUGUCGGUGAUGCGGCCCGAGCUGAUCAUGAAAUCCAUCAUUCCCGUUGUCAUGGCGGGUAUUAUAGCCAUUUACGGGCUGGUCGUGGCAGUCCUGAUUGCGGGUGCCCUAGAUGAGGGCAACUACUCCCUAUACAAAGGGUUCAUCCACUUGGGAGCAGGUCUAGCGGUAGGGUUCUCCGGUUUGGCCGCAGGGUUCGCCAUAGGCAUCGUGGGAGACGCCGGCGUCCGCGGCACAGCGCAGCAGCCUAGACUAUUCGUCGGAAUGAUCCUGAUCCUCAUUUUCGCCGAAGUGUUAGGUCUGUACGGCCUGAUCGUCGCCAUCUACCUCUACACUAAGUAAAUAUACAGCACGCUCACCUCCCGUCGCCGCCCCGGGCCGCCGCGCCAGACGCCAGCCCGCGCGGAGGGCCGGGGCCCCUGUAUACUGUAUAGUACUGGUAUAGUCCUGCGGGCGCCCGCUCGCGGCGUCGCCCCGGUGCUGCGGCCGCGCCGCGCCGAGCCGCGACCGCACGAAUAUCAAUCUAUUUUGUAAUCCGUUUCGAAAACCGAUCACGAGAUGCUCCCGCGCGAUGACUUUUUAAUUUAAUUUAUUGCCGUAUUUCAUUUUCGGUGACAGGGGGACCGGCUUAACCUAUCAACAUAUCAAUUUUAUUUGCGCGUUCAGAUCUCCGCGAAAACGUCAUCGUACAAUCUGAUAUCACUUCUAGAUUAUUUUAGCAUUAAGGCGAAACUAAUUUACAGUUAGAGUAGGAAUUUAUGUCCGAGAGAUGUUAUCUUAAAAUAAUUUAUGAACCGUUAAACCCCCAGGUACUGUGUACCGAUAUUCGAGAUGAUAAGGUCUAACCUGGCUUAUGUAUUACAACCGAAUAGCUUUCAGUGUUAUAGUGGAUGGAUGUGUCCUAAUUUGAACUGUUAUGGCCCAUGAAUGUCAACCGUUUCUUGAGUGACUUAAAUAUAGUCACUAAUAUUGUAUUGCCAGGAAUCAAUGAAUAAACAUGAUUUGUACAUUCCA